Tachysurus fulvidraco (yellow catfish) is the source of this 2320-nucleotide messenger RNA. RefSeq names its product eukaryotic translation initiation factor 3, subunit Ja (gene eif3ja). Gene Ontology annotation, molecular function: translation initiation factor activity. The transcript is spliced from 8 exons. Gene Ontology annotation, cellular component: cytoplasm; eukaryotic translation initiation factor 3 complex. The coding region runs from base 73 to 825 and encodes 250 amino acids. NCBI's taxonomy places the organism in Eukaryota, Metazoa, Chordata, Actinopteri, Siluriformes, Bagridae. The record is from RefSeq and is a predicted model, not a curated record.
UCAGCAGUUCCCCGGCGGAAGUCACUUUGUUGUGGUCUGUUCACCACACUACACUUCAGUGGUCCUUUCGAAAUGGCGGACGCCGAUUCUUGGGAUACCGACAGUUUUGAGCCAGAGGAACCCAUCAAGAAGGCGCCAGGUCAUGACAAGUGGGAAGGCGAGGAUGAGGAUGAAGACGUCAAAGAUAACUGGGAUGAUGAAGAGGAGGAAGAAGACAAAUUGACCGAGACAAAAACAGUUGCAGUCACAAAGCCACCAGAGAAGAAAAAACUUAGUGAUAAAAUCAAAGAGAAGGAGAGUUUACAAAAGAAAAAACAAGAGGAGUUUCAAAAGCAGCAGUUAGAGGAAUCUCAAGACAGCACAGAAUACCCACCUGAGGAGGAGCUGGCAGAAAAACUUAGACUGAAGAAGCUUCAGGAGGAUUCAGAUUUGGAACUAGCCAAAGAGGUAUUUGGUAUCGUAUCGAAUAACGUAACAGGAAUAGAUGCCAUGAGCCCUUCCUCCAAAGACGACUUUACAGAGUUUGAGCGGUUGCUGAAAGAGAAAAUAUCUCUGUACGAGAAGUCGAUACACUACUCCAGCUUCUUAGAGUCACUGUUUAGAGACCUGUGUCUUUCAUUGGAAGUCGAAGACUUAAAGAAAAUCAACAACUCGCUCACAGUGUUACUCAGCGAGAAGCAGAGGCAAGAAAAGCAAAAUAAAGGAAAGAAGAAAAAGAAAGGCGGUUUACCUGGAGGCGGUUUAAAAGCCAAGAUGAAAGAUGACUUUGGUGACUACGGCGAGUUUGACGGAGGUUAUGCACAAGACUUUGAGGAUUUCAUGUGACCCCUGCUUCGUAACCCAUGAUAUUCUUUGAGUGAUGAAUCAUACACCUCUACAGCGCAUGACCUCUCUCCCUACAGCCAGACCAACGUCCAGAAUCAAGCUAGAAACACUGAACCAUAUCCCAUGUAACACACUAGCCUAAGCUUAAGUGGUUUACUCUGAGAAAGACUUAAGUGAAGCAUCUUUCUCCGGCUUAUUUUGACUAUAAGUCAUUCUAGUGUUUGCUGUGGAAAAAAAAGGUCACAAUCAGGUAACGUCUUUUAAGUAAAAGUGUGAAAGUAAAAAGAGAAAACUGACCGACGUGGAGCAGACGCUUCACAUGAAAGUGUAUAAACGAGUUGACAGUAUUACUGUUUAAAAGAGCUACUUGACAUUAAAAUAAAUUUGACAUUCUAUGCAAAUUUCAGAAGAAAAAAAAAAUGUCUGUUAUGUAUUUUGAUCGCAUUUCUGCUGUCCUUGCAUAUGACAUUUAUACACAUUACUGGUCACUACUUUUGCUGAGUAAGACUACACAUGAAGUGAUCGCUCUUAAAAGCAGUACUGCUUUACAUUAAGUUUCCCUUAACUGACAUCAUUUAGUUUACCUGAACAGCAGAAUUAAUACAUAACAUUAACGGACGCGUGUAACAAACCUUUUUUUAACGAACUAACCAAACAAGCCAAAUACUCAACCUACAUUAACCAGUACCCCCCCCUCAACUCCAUAACAAAUCAAAAAUGUCUGACUGGUAAACUGGCAAAGCUGAGAAUGAAGGAACAUAGUUUAAAUUCAUUAUUGUUCAUUUCUGCUGACUUCGUUUUAGUCAUGGAUACAAUAAACAUCGGUCAGUGUCUGUAUACUGUAUUUAUCUAAGGAUUAUUACAUCAUUAAUACACGUAUUUAGUUCCUCUUGAGUAAUGUUCAUACGUAAUGUUCUUUCAAAUGAAGCUUAAUGUAAAGCAUUACCGUAGAAAACAGUCACAUUUAUGGAAGUUUUGUAAGCAGUUUCUUUUUUUUUAACUUCUAGGUGAUCAUGUUUAAAUCUGUGACGAUGACAUUGAGCCUAACGUGUUGAGUGUAGUGUAUCAACUCCGACAAAGCUUAUUUCUACCUGCACAGACAGAGCAGCUGAUGAUUGCCUUCCAUUGAUUCAGAACUAUGGAACUAUAUUCAAUCACUCGUUUAAAAUAAUGGUGUUUUGUUAAGGUGUGUAAAUUGUUUCAUUUACAGCGCUAAUUUUUGAAAGGUCAUGGUAUGUUUGCGGUUCUAACAUGUUCCUUUAUGCACAGUAUCACUAAACCAUGCAGGUGGGUAUUGUUACAAGAGAUUUUACGAUUAUUAUUAUGGUUACUUUAUAAACGAAGUGCGUACAAGACGUCUUCUGGUGGAACUUGGGAAUUUCCAUUUUUAAAGUGAAAGAUUUGCGUGACGAAAUUUUACUGUCUGCAUAACGAACGUUAGCCUUCUGCUGUGUUUUAUAGAGAUCUAAUUUAAUAAAAGUCUUCGAGAAAUAAA